UCACAUACCUUUCAAAGUGUAGUAAAAUAACGACUUUAGAACUGCGCAUUUAAAAGUUAUUAGGAAUAAGGCUUGAAAUAUCAAUAGUUAUUUUUCAGUUUAUUAAUGUUAAUAAGUGAACAGACAUUGCCAUGGAUAUCAACAAAAAAAUAAACAAAAGACUAGAUAUACAUGGAUAUAGUGUGGAAGCUAGAAAAACUAAUCAGAUAACACAGCUGAUAGGACAAUAUCUCGAAGAACGUUUCGUAAGAAAAGCUAUAACUAGUGGAGGCUAUCCAGAAGGGUCCAUUUUAACUGAAAGUGACACUGAUGUUAUGGAAGUGGUGAAAGUAUUCACCGUUAUAGAAGAAGAGGGACGCAGAGAUAUAUAUGAUUUAUUACAAUGUCUUCCCCCAUUACCUGUUUAUAUUUCAAGAAACGGAUGUAUUUCAGGAUAUUGCAAAUUAAAAAUAGAUUAUGAUAUAAUGUACAUCAUUGAAAUUAAAUUAGAACUAAAUAUAUUUAAAAAUGACAACAAUGAAUAUUUUCUCUCAAGUAAACUGUUCCGUGAGAAACUUCUCCCAGGUGGAUGUGUUCCUGAAAAUCCAAACAAACCAAUAUUUACAUGUAAUGGACCAGCAAUGACUUGUGGUGAUUUAGACAUAGUCAUAUGUUUAGAAAUACAUCAAUGGCCUGUCGAAGCAAUUAAAUGGAAGACUCGUGAAAGGAAGAACAAUUGGCCGAGCAAAAUGACUUUAGAUUCGUUAGAUUCAAAAGUCUCCUGUUAUGUUGUUCCGAUUGGUAGCAAAUCAUCUAGAGAACAAGACAUGGAAUGGAGGAUUUCAUUCACAGAAAUUGAAAGGCAUCUGAUAUGGAGCAUGAAUGAUACACAGUUCAAAUGUUUUGUACUACUGAAGGCACUUAACAAACAAUAUUUGAAAGGCAUUAUAUCGUCUUAUCAUAUUAAAAAUGUUGCACUUUGGCUGUGUGAAGAAUCUCCUGAAACUGAUUGGAAAAGUGAGCUUUUGGUUCAAUGUGUGCGGAACGGUCUUCUGAAGUUAGCCGAAUACGUUAAAAAAGGUAAUCUGCCUCAAUAUUUUGUUCCGAAAAAUAAUCUUUUCCUUCAUAAAAACCACUCUGAAAAAAGGAAAGCGAAGACAUUAAUAGAUGCUGUCCUCGGUGACCUGCACAUCAAAAUAAGCUCAUUGGACAAUUUGAGGUACCGAAUACAAGAGCGUCAGCUUGUUUUUUCAGAAAGAAAUAAAGAAAAGAGACGAGAAAAAUACAUUUCACAGGAACAGAUUUUUUCCCUUACAGAAUAUUUCAGAAGAUACAGCAUUGUUCGAAUGCUUGUAACAGCUCCGAGAUCUUGGAGCCAAUCUCUUGUAGAAGACACUUGCGAAAGUAUAGAAAGAGAAUUUGGAAAAGACGGCAAAGAUAUUUCAUCCUGCAUACGACUAGCGUUCACUACUUCAGAACUCAGAAUGUGUCCGCGCCGGUCAAAGCAAAAGCAGGAAAUUGACAGUUACAUCUCUAAGAUACUGAAGUUUGAGGAAUUUGACUAUUUGACAGUUCCAUUAACAUGUGCAGUUAUAUACUUUCAAUACGAGAGGUUUUCCGAACUAAGGAGCAUACUGUUACCAAAAUUACAAGAUGGGUCUGACAAAUAUUAUAUAAACUGUAACUCUUCAUUGCCUUUCUCAUCUAUUUGUUUAAAAUCAGGAAAACUUACAGAAGUAUUACCAUCACUACAAUCUUGUUUUCCUUCUACAAACAGGCAAAAUAUAUUGUUAAAUUUUCCUUUUUAUUGGAAGGAAUGUCUCCAUUUUCCUUAUCCUGUGCAUCUACAGCUGUCUUUACUUGGACCCAGAUUAAACAUUGAAUGUAACCCGCUCAUUCUGAGCUGCUAUUUAUUAUACUUGUCUGCAUUUAACCUGAGAUUAUGUAAGGAAAUGAAAUCAGUACAGGUCGUCUUUGAGAACGCAUUGACAAGUUACGAUUAUUUUUGGCAUGCGUUCCACUAUGUGCAUCUAAAUUUAUUUGGUCAUAUGAAAUACGUAUCAGGUGACAGAAAAUCGUCCUUCGAAUAUUUUGCAAAGUCUAUUGACGAAAAGCCAGGUGUACAGAAUGCAGCACUUUAUCACAUAGCUAUCAUGAUAAAUGAAUUGCUUUAAACAAAAUGAUUGUAUAGGAGGAAACGAUGGAAGUCGCUAAACAAAGCAAAAAAGACAAUGUUUUAAGGCUUCGCUCAGUUUCAAUGAGCCUGUUUAUGAACAAACUACAUUUGAUUAAUAAUGCUAUAUUUAAUUCAAUUCUUGUUAAAUAGAAAAAAUUAUAAUGUCAUUGUUUUUGUUUCUUAUCACGCAUUUAAUUGGAAUACU
Molecule: messenger RNA, 2360 nt
Organism: Ruditapes philippinarum (Manila clam)
Lineage: Eukaryota; Metazoa; Mollusca; Bivalvia; Venerida; Veneridae
Exons: 1
Coding region: 132-2153 (673 amino acids)
Source: RefSeq, a predicted model, not a curated record